Molecule: messenger RNA, 438 nt
Organism: Prunus armeniaca (apricot)
Lineage: Eukaryota; Viridiplantae; Streptophyta; Magnoliopsida; Rosales; Rosaceae
Source: the annotation of a GenBank genome assembly
AUGAGGCCAAACUCAUUCUACCAGUUUCAAGCUGAUCGUGCCAUCCCCAAUCUUGAGAAACAAAGAAAGGACCUUGAGCAAGAAAGGGAUUCAAUUAUAAUUGAAGAAGAAGAUAGUGUAAAGAAUUAUUACAAUCUAUUACAGCAGUACAAGAGUUCGAAAAAGGAACUUCGUGAUAUUGUGCUUUCUCCAAAGUACUGCUUACCAAUUCUGAGACCUGGCAGAUAUGUUACAAGUGAUGAUGUUGUGGAGUUGAAUGGUGGUUGCAAGGACAUAAAGGUGGAAGAGAUGGUAUCUCUUCUCUCAUGUUUUGUGUGGCAGGAGAAACUUAAAGAUGCUACAAAACCAAGGGAAGAACUUGACCUGCUCUUUUCACAGUCACAAGAUACAGCUCGGAGGGUUGCUGAGGUUCAGCUUGAGUGCAAGGUAAAGAAGUGA